Messenger RNA from Lolium perenne, 2068 nucleotides. Its product is annotated as calmodulin-binding protein 60 B. The record is from RefSeq and is a predicted model, not a curated record. Gene Ontology annotation, molecular function: sequence-specific DNA binding; calmodulin binding; DNA-binding transcription factor activity. Gene Ontology annotation, cellular component: nucleus. Gene Ontology annotation, biological process: regulation of salicylic acid biosynthetic process. Lineage: Eukaryota; Viridiplantae; Streptophyta; Magnoliopsida; Poales; Poaceae.
UCAGCACACCCACGCAUUGACUUGAGUCUGGAGUCUAGAGUAGAGCAAUCAAGCAAGCGAGCGAGAGCAUCUUGACCUGUAGCCUGCUGCCUGCCGCGCGCGUUGCAGCGGCUAGCUAGCGGCCGUCCAUGACGUUGAAGCGGCCGCUGGAGGGCGGCGGCGGCGAUGGCGAUGGCGGAGGGGUCUCGCCUUCGCCGCCGCGUUCGCCGGCGCUGAAGAAGAGGUGCCGCUCCUUCGACCUAGAGAUCAGGGGGUGCAGGCACCUGGAGGAGCUGGUCACCAGCUGCGUGCAGAGGAUGGAGGCAGCGGUUGAGGCCGUGGUUGAGUCCGCUAUCAGCCGGAUACCAGCAGUGGUGACUAAAGCACUUGCAGGCUACUUAAGCAGUGCUCCUAGUUUGGGCAGAACACGGGUUGAUCAGAACCAGCCUCCAAGAUACAAGCUUAUGUUCAGGAAUGGCUUGAGCAAGGAUGUUUUCACAAAGAAAAACAUCUGUGCAGCAAAUGGAGAACCUCUCAAGAUAUGUUUGGAGGAGAACAACCAACAAGGGAACAUUUCCCGUCGCCUUCUAUCUGCCAAGAUCAAAAUUGUUGUUCUUGAUGGAGACUUCAACAGAGACAAUGAAGAUUGCUGGAGAUCAGAGGAUUUCAGAAGACAUAUUGUUCGUCCACGGGACAAAGUUGGGGCAGUGCUGACGGGAGAGCUGGAGCUUAGCCUGAAGAAUGGCCAGGCCGAUCUAUGUGACGCUAGUUUUAUUGAUAACUCCAAGUUCAUGAGGAGCGGCAAGUUCAGGCUAGGGGUAAUGAUUGUUGACGAGCUUGGGGAGCGGGUUCAGGAAGGCAUAACUGAACCUUUCACUGUGAAGGAUCGUCGUGGAGAAGGAUACCAAAAGCAUAUCAUUCCAUCGUUGGAUGAUGAUGUUUGGCGCCUCAAGAAAAUAUCAAAGGAUGGUAAAUCCCAUAAAGCACUAAAAAAGAGUAGCAUCUUGUAUGUGAAGGACUUCUUGAGGUCAUAUUACAAGAAUGAACAUGCUCUCCGCAAAGUUCUCACAAUUACAAAUCUGGUAUGGAGGACCAUUGUUGAUCAUGCUAAGAUGUGUGAUCCUGGAAAGGAGCUUUACUCUUUCGUCGUGGAAAGCCAUAAUGUUGUCCUGUUCUUCAACUCUUUCUAUCAGAUUAUUGGAGCGGCAAUCAGUGACCAGUACACCCCCUUCAGUGACUUCGAUAAAGCGAUGCAGGACCAGGUGGAACAAUGGAGCAAAGUUGCAUAUGAUACUUUGUCCUAUCGUCAACCUGAUUACGAAAUGGAUAAUGGUAAACCGAGAUCAGUCAGCCAAAGUAUUUCCAAAGGAUCGUUCAUGCCGGAACCAAAAUUUAUGCAAGUACAUCAACAAAAUUUUGCAGAGAAAAAUGUUCAUGAAACUCAUGAGGAGCAAAGUACUUCAGGCAGCCAUUCCAAGCAGUGCACAUUUAAAAGGCUUGGAUCCAUACGACUGACACAAAACAAUGAAGAUGCACCUUUCGACAUCAAUGUCUUCCUUGAUUCUGGAUCUGAACACUGCGUGAAUGAAGAUGAAAUAUCAGGUUCAGUGGUACUCCAUUGCCCAACAACCGCUGAAGAUGAAAUUUCAGGAUCAGUGUUAAUGAAACAAGCAUGCGUGACAAUUGGCCAUGAGGAAUAUGACAUACCUUUUGCAAACGGUGAUGCUUCAGUCCCUCUGUUUGAUGCAUCUCUUCACACUUUGAGCGCUUUAGCCGAUCUUCCUAUUUAUUCAAGGCACAGCAGCUUCAGAGACAGGGACUGUCACGAGACACCAGCAUUGGCAGCAGAAGCAGCUGUGUGAAGAAAGACAGGCAAGGCUGUUGGGCCAGUUCAUGAUAGAUUGCCAGUGGAUGAAUUCCAUACACGGAUCAUAUUUCUUCAAGACAUACUGAACUGUACUUAGCAGAUUAUAGUCAUGUAUUUUGAUACUUCUAUGUAAAGCUUAUGGGUAGUGUCCGUGACAUUCUUUAAUUCGAACUUCUGUUAAACUACUACUAUUUACUGGGCAGUUAAUAUUGUGUAAAUUCA